Messenger RNA from Pollicipes pollicipes, 441 nucleotides. Its product is annotated as ubiquinol-cytochrome-c reductase complex assembly factor 1. Gene Ontology annotation, biological process: mitochondrial respiratory chain complex III assembly. The transcript is spliced from 3 exons. NCBI's taxonomy places the organism in Eukaryota, Metazoa, Arthropoda, Thecostraca, Pollicipedomorpha, Pollicipedidae. Gene Ontology annotation, cellular component: mitochondrion. The record is from RefSeq and is a predicted model, not a curated record. Bases 1 to 441 code for a protein of 146 amino acids.
AUGCCCGACACGUUCUUCUCGUGGUACCUGGUGACGGAGCUGCACGUCUGGAUGAUCUGCGUCCGCCUGGGCGACGACGGCGCCGAGGGCAAGUUCUGCCGCAAUCAGCUGAUCACGGCCAUGUGGGAGGACCUGGAGACGCGCGCCAAGAAGCUGGGCCCCGUGUCGACGACGGUGCGGAGCGAGCAGCUCCAGCAGACCAACCAACACUUCCAGGCGGCGUUGCUGGGCUACGACGAGGGCCUGACCGAGGACCGUGUGCUGGCCGGCGCGCUCUGGCGGCGCCUGUUCUCGAGCUCCGGCCGGGACGCCACCGCGCUGGAGCAGACCCUGGCUUACGUGCGGCGUGAGCUGGCCCGGCUCGACCGGCUCAACCGCGACGACCUGCUGCUGCACGGCCGCAACAGCUGGGGCGCGUUCACCGCGCCGCCUGGCGGCUGA